ACAGGAUAUGAAAAUCAUAAACAAUAAGGAUGUACAUUGAAGCAGGCAGGAGAAAGUAACAGAGAGGGACAGGAGGGGAUGAAAGAGGCAACAUGGGGAGGUGGUGGUAUGUGUAGAUGGUGUGUGUGUGUGUGUGUGUGUGUGGAUUUGUUUGCUAUAUUGCUUAAUCCCGGCGGCACUGCAUCACACACCAACACCAUCUGUCACCAUUCACAUUCGGAGUCAGCUGCCCGGACUGGACUGGGUCCUGAAUAACAGGCGGGUAACUGGUGAAGGAAGGCUGGGUGCAAGCUGGACACCUCCCGCAGCCUGUGGUCUGUACAGAGCGUUACGGGGGUAGCUUAUGUGUUUCAAUACGGAGCGGCGGUGAAGGGGAGGAAGGGAGGGAGGGAAGAGGGGGAGUUUCUAAUUUGCCCAAGCAGCAUCGGCAGCGCUCUGAUGGUUCGGUGCGCUCAGAGAGGAGCGGGGAGGAUGCAGAAGAGGGAGACACGGUGAUGCGGUGACACAUGGCUGCAUGUACCGCCUGCACGCUCUGACUGACUGCGGCUUUCACUUUCCAUUCACCGUUAAACGGGAGAGGCUGGACACUGGGAUGCUGAGAGAGAGACGCUGCUGGAGGCUGCCGCAACCACCAACCAGGAACAACCAAACAAACAAGCUCUGAAGAGACAGUGGACCACAUAGAUUGCUGAUCGGAUAGCCUGCUGAUCAUACUGCCUUUUGCGUGCCUGAGGAUUUUUGUCCCCGCCGAGCCGCCGUAGCGAUGGGAGAUAAUGUGUCCAAACGACUGAAGUUGAUCUCGGCUACAGAGGCAGAGAUGGAGGAGCGCUCUUUUCCUAACCCGUACCCAGAAUGGGACCAAGGAGUCCUCACCACCAACUCGGGAGCAGACGUAGACUACAAUGAGCCGUUUGAUGCAGAGGGGAAGGUCAGUGCAGCUUUCCAGAAGAAGGUUCAGAAUAAGAUCAAAGAUCUCCUCCAGCAGAUGGAGGAGGGCCUGAAGACCGCUGACCCCCAUGACUUCUCCACUUACACCGGCUGGACAGGUGUUGCCUUGCUAUACCUGCAGCUGCACCGGGUUUCCCAAGAGGCCUCCCACCUGCAGAGGGCUCUGGACUAUGUGAAGAGGACCAUGAGGAUCCUGAACGGCCGCAAAGUGACGUUCCUGUGUGGUGAUGCGGGGCCACUGGCAGUGGGUGCAGUGGUCCACCACAAACUCAACAACACCGCUGACAGCAAAGACUGUCUUUCUAGACUCCUGCAGCUGCAGCGGUCAGUGCUGAGUCCAGAUGCAGAGAUGCCAGAUGAACUGCUGUAUGGCCGGGCCGGAUACCUUUAUGCUCUGCUCUAUGUUAACAAAGAGAUAGGAGCGGACACGGUGGAUGAGAGCACUAUUAUAAAGGUGGUGACAGCCAUCGUGGAAUCAGGGAAGAACCUGUCGGCGGAGCAGAAGAAGACAGAUCGCUGUCCUUUGCUCUAUGAAUGGCACAAAAAGCAGUAUAUCGGGGCUGCCCACGGCCUGGCUGGCAUCUAUUACACACUCAUGCAGCCUGGGGCAAAGGUCCAUCCAGACAUACUGUCAGAAUUGGUUCGUCCCAGCAUCGACUACGUCCGCCACAAGAGGUUUCGUUCUGGGAACUUCCCAUCGUCACUGAGCAAUGAGAGUGACCGGCUGGUUCACUGGUGCCACGGAGCACCUGGUGUCAUCCAUAUGCUCAUCAUGGCUUAUAAGGUGUUUAAAGAGGAGAAGUACUUGAAAGAAGCUGGAGAAUGUGCUGAGGUGAUCUGGCAGCGGGGCCUGCUUAGGAAAGGCUACGGUAUCUGCCACGGCACGGCUGGCAACGGCUACGCCUUCCUGUCCCUUUACAAGUUGACCCAGGACAAGAAAUACCUAUACCGGGCCUGCAAGUUUGCUGAGUGGUGUUUGGACUAUGGCACCCACGGCUGUCGCAUCCCAGACAGACCCUACUCUCUUUUUGAAGGUAUGGCAGGGGCCAUCCACUAUCUUUCAGAGAUGGCAAAGCCUGAAGCUUCCUGUUUUCCUGCCUUUGAACUUUGACCUGCCAAUUGAUGGGACUGAGGAUGACGGAGCGGGAUGGGGACAAACUGUUGUGAAAGCUAAAUUGAGUUUUUACCCAAACACUGGACAAGGAUGUAUUUGUGAUCUAGCUUUCAAUCUUUGUCAUGGGUGAGUAGUGACCAAAUUGGACUGAAUCUGAAGAUGAGACUGGAACUGAGCGUGUAGAUCGAACAAAUUUCCAUAAAAUCAAGAUUAUUUUUGGACAGAACUGCAGGUUGAAUGUUGUUGAUCCAGUGAAAACAAUGGUCACUGGCCUAUCAUAGAAACCUUGUGGGUCCUUCACCUCUGAGGUCCCCUGUCCUCCUGCAGUGUAUGGUGUUAAGGUAAAGACAUGCCCCCAUGCCCACUCCUCACCCAUUACAGUUUAUUGCCGGCUGGCAUCGAAACAGAAGAACACACCCUACGCCCUCAGCCUUUAAUAUCGUAGCAUCUAGGCCAAGAAGCAGGGUGUGUGUGCGCGCGUGUCUUUCUUUCCGAGGUUGUGUGGACAAAUUUUGGUUUGAAACUGUGGUUGUGAGGACAUUUUGACUGGCCCUUAAAACAGCUGUUUGAGGAUUAAGACUUGGUUUAAGCAUUAAGAUUAGAAUUAAGUUUAGAUUAGGGUAACGCCCAGGACACACUGUCUGUGUUGCUUGUGAUGUGUGGCAUGAAAUGUCUCGUUGCAGUAGUGUAUCAUCUAGAGUUUCAGCUUCUUGCCUAUUUUUUUUUUAAUAGUUUUCACUGUUCCCAUCUGUUGAUAGUUAUAUUGAUAUCAUACCAGCAACAUUACAUAAAAAUGACAACUUUCACAAUUACUGAAGGUGAAGUGCAGUAGUUUUCUGGUCCCCCCCCCCCCAAAUUCCAUAAAAUCAAGCAUCUAUUACUGCUGGCCAUUAUCCCAUUAGCCAAGGCAAACUCAGUGUAGAAAGAUAGACAUGGCAGUAGGAGUGCUGCAGCAGACACUCUGAUGGCGCGAGCUGCAGCAAUUCAGCACAACACAGGCAAUGUGUCCCAGGCAUGAGGGUUUGCUGUGAUAGUUAAGAGGCUGGAGAAUGAAUUGUCAAUGAGUAUCUUCACAACUAUUGUAAGACAAGUAUGUGUGUGUUUGUGGAUGUGGGUGAAGUAAACUAAUGCUGUUUUGGUAUUUCUAUGCCUCUGCAUGCUCACUGUAAAUGGCUUUUGGUGCCUCAUAUCCUGUCAAUGUAGUGGUUUCCUCUUCUUGUAUUUGUAGCUGUGCUGUUGCAGUUCUCCAGGUAUUUGUCACAUAGCGGGAAAAAAAAUUCUCUCUCAUCUUUCAUCUCACUGAGACGUCAAAACUCGCUUUGUACUGUUUUUGUGAAGAUGACUAAUAUAUCAGCUGUAAAGUCAAACUGUAGCUGUCAAUCAUUAGCUGUUUAAACUCUCUCUCCCUUUACGACAUUAACCAUCUGGCAGGACCCAGGAGUUUAGUUAGCAUUAGGUGUCUCUACUUCAUGGUUUCAGUUGUGGUGAUGACGAUUGACCAGAUUGUCAAAACUCACACCAGCAGGGAAUCCAUUACAAUUUUGACUGAGCAAGUACACGCAUCAAAACAAACACAAAGGAUUUUCACAAAGAAAAUUUCUUAGUUAAAAUAACCUUUAAUUUCAGUAUGACUUAAGUCAGUCAUACAUUCAGAAUUUUCAGAAUUUCCUUGACAAAUGAGAAAUGUAUGUGGAUUUAAGUCUUGUGACACAAAACUUUCCUGAAGCCAAAGGAUAGGAAGCUAUUUAUCUAGAUAGUUAGCUUGCCAUUUCAAAUGGGGGUGACACACCAACUAUUUUUUAGUUUUAUUUAUUUUGCCAAUCUGAAAUCUUAUGGCAGAGGAUGUCUUUCCUACAAUGUGACAGGUGUCUAAUGAAUUGAAAUAAAAGUCUGAAUACUGUUCUGAAAAGGUUUUUACAUUGGUUGUUAAGGUACCAGAAACAAACCUUGUUUUGCACUGAUAGCAUUUCUGCUGAAACCAGUUUGAGCUAGCUUGUUAGCUUGCAGCACAUUUUGGCUUUCAGUUAAAACAAAUCAUUCAGUCAUAGUAGGUCCAAUAUACUAUGACACAUGAUGGUUUAAAAAAAUCUAGGGAGUAAAGGAAAAUGUGUUUGUUUUUUUUUUUUGUUUGUUUUUAAGUGGCCACCUGAAGAACACAGGUGUCAUUACUGACCUUAAAUUUUAACUACCACAUGUGCUAAUGCUGUUUUGUUUCUAUCCCUAUCCUUCACUUUAUUUCCUUACUUCACCUUUAACCUACUACUGCUUUGAUGUACAUAAACAGUGGUAAUAUCUGUGUUGUGCACAUUCAUGAGGAUUUUGAACAGAAAUGUAACCAAACAUGGAGCUGUUGAAACAUACUGGCCUAUAUUUAUCAUUUGGUUUAGAUUAGCAGGUGCAAACUGAUACUUCAUUGUUGUUUACUUUACUUUUGUUUUAUUUUAUUAGCAGUCAGCAGUUAUGCCCUCUACUAUUUUCUGGACCAAGGAACAAAAUAGGGUGCAGGCUGUUGCUACCAUGUUGCCAUCUAGGUAUCUAUUAGAGCUAGGCUUAAAAAUGACAUGUUUUCUAGAUGUUUAGUUGAUUGCUAGUCCAACCACUUGCUGAAGAAAGAAAUACAUUAAAAAGAUAUUGAAAUAACAAAUUCAGGGAUUGCAUAGCUUGCUUUGCAGUAGGAUUAAUCUAAUUAUUGUUUAAUUGUAUUGACAAUAUACUAGUAUAUUAAUAAAACUUACACCAGUUUUGCUAAACAUAUUUGUGCUGUCACCACUGGAACGUUAUGUAAAGAAUGAUUUAAAGAGUUAACUUUCUAGAUGUAUUUUAUUAGCUGACAUGAUUAGAUCCACACCAACAGCCAAACUAAAAGUACUGGUUUGCACUUUUAUUUUUUAUUUUUAUUAAGCAAUAUGAAGUUGAAGUUUGUUUGUGAUUAAAUGAACUUACUUAGAGUAUAAUGCUGUUUUUAAAUUCUCACAUUAGGCAGUUGAGUAGGUCAGAGCUCCAUAUGUCACUUUUAGGCAAAGCUAUAAUACAACCCUUUACUUAGAUGGUUGCCACUGUCUGUGUAGUCUCUACAUGGAACUGAAAUGAUGCCUGUACAGUAUAUAAUUCCGACAGCACAUGAAUGCACAUAAAUGCCUAAUUCUCUUGCAGAGAUCUUGUCAUGAAUGUCAUUGCAUGAGGGUAAUGUCACCUGUAAAACUAUGUGUGUGUUCAUCUGUUAGUGUGUUUACAGGUUCACUGGUCCUUUUUAAUGUGUGUGAGACAUUAGUGGAGAUAUGUUAAGUGUUUGACCUUUGCCCCUAUCUGUGUAUUUGAUUUGACUCAGCCUAACUGGUGUUAAGAUAUGAAUGUGUGUGUUUUUUUUUUUUUUCAUUAAACUCCUGGGCUUUAGUGACAGAGCUGAUGAUGUCUAAAUUGUUCUUCUUAACAUGCUUUUUGCUCAGUCAGCGCUUACAAAGGUCAAGUGAGAGAAUUCAUGCAAGGUUUGUUGGAAAAAUAAAAUGACUAGAGCUCCUA
This is a messenger RNA of Lates calcarifer (barramundi perch), 5581 nucleotides long. RefSeq names its product LanC lantibiotic synthetase component C-like 2 (bacterial) (gene lancl2). Gene Ontology annotation, cellular component: plasma membrane. The coding region runs from base 764 to 2059 and encodes 431 amino acids. NCBI's taxonomy places the organism in Eukaryota, Metazoa, Chordata, Actinopteri, Centropomidae. The transcript has 10 exons. Gene Ontology annotation, biological process: peptide modification; carbohydrate metabolic process. The record is from RefSeq and is a predicted model, not a curated record.